AUGAUAAAUUAUUUGGUUAAAUUAUAAAUUAAUUAAUUGAUUAAUUGUUUAUCAAGCAAAUUAGUUAGUAAUUUUGCAAAAUUAAAAAAAAAUUAAAAAUUCAAAAUACCCUUUAAAUACAUAUCUUUAUUGAUUGAUUAUAAGCAAACAUACAAACAAAGAAAGUAAGGACUCAACAUAGAUAAAAUGCUCACACAGUCAGAAAUGAAUAAUUAAAAUAUUGGUUUUUUGAUUAAAACAAUCAUCGUCGGUGAUGCAUCUGUAGGAAAAUCAAGCAUAUUAAAGCGCUUUACAUAAAACGAGUUUUAAGAUACUUAUAAUGCCACUAUCGGUCUUGAAUUCGAAAGCAAAGAUGUUACUAUUGAAAGCGAUAAUUAAGAGGAAAGCUCUAAAAUAACACUUUAAAUAUGGGAUACUGCAGGAUAGGAGUCUUUCAGAUCUAUUGUUAAAUCUUUUUAUAGAAACUCUGCAGCUGUCUUACUUGUUUAUGAUACUAAAGUGAGAAAAUCUUUUGAAGGUUUGAAAAUUUGGAUAAAUGAAAUUAAAGAAAACUCUCACAAUGAUGUUAUCAUAGUUUUGAUUGGAAAUAAAAAAGAUGAAGAAUAGGACGAAGUUAAGGUAAAAGAAAGGGAAAUAUAAGAUUUAAUUUAAGAGUAUAACUUAGCCUAUCACUUCUUUACUUCAGCAAAGAAUGAUUAUAAUAUUAAAAAAUCUUUCGAGUAUGUUGCUACUGAGGUAUAUAAUAGAUUUAUAAAGGAUAAGCAUGAAUUAAAAAACGGCAUUAGAUCAAGCACAAGAAGCUUGUCUAUUGAUAAUAACAAAGCAAGAGAGCUCUAAUAAUAAAUCGAUUAAUAAGAAUCUAGUCAACCAACACCUACUCAUAAAUACUCUAUAAAAAAUAAAAUAAACGAUAACUCAAUUAAUAAUCAAUCAUCUAAUAAAGAACAUCUCAUCCCUAAAACAGAGACUGAAAAACCCAAAAAAAAAGGAUGUUGUUGA
This is a messenger RNA of Tetrahymena thermophila SB210, 999 nucleotides long. RefSeq names its product small guanosine triphosphatase family Ras family protein. The transcript has 6 exons. The record is from RefSeq and is a predicted model, not a curated record. Gene Ontology annotation, molecular function: GTPase activity; GTP binding. NCBI's taxonomy places the organism in Eukaryota, Ciliophora, Oligohymenophorea, Hymenostomatida, Tetrahymenidae.